UAUAUAUAUAUCUCUCUCUCAUACAUUUUGAUAUCCACAGCGGAAACCGCGUUCUCUGUUUUCGCUGUAGCACUCUAUCUUCUCUUAUUCUAAAGUGCCUCUUUUCAGACACUCCCUAUAUAUGUGUAAAUUUCAGCUUGUUUGGAAAUGGGCUGAAUGAACUUUUAACAGAUAAGCAAAGCAACGUAGAGAGAGAGAGAGAGAGAGAGAGAAUGGCUCAAUUUCAGAGGCGGCGCCACCACUAUUACAACCGUCUACGCCUUGUAAUUCCUUUAAUCUCCGCCGUCUCCGGUGUUCUUCUUAUCCUCUUUGCUUUCCUCUCCUUCCUCGCCCCUACGCCUCUCGAUUCCGAUCAACUCCGUCACCGUCUCCUCCAACAUUCCCCCACCAACAAGGUUGAUGAGAACGAUGCGGUUGGAGUUCCAAAGUUUCGCGUUCCGAAACGAGGGAUGAAAUCGGAUCGUGAUAUUUGGACUUCAAAAAAUUCCAAAUUCUACCGUGGAUGCAGCAAUGCCAGCAGCAAAUUUCCAAAAGUUGAAGCUGUAACACAUACCAAUCGGUACUUGGCGAUAGCAACCAGUGGAGGAUUGAAUCAACAAAGAACUGGGAUUACAGACGCUGUUGUUGCUGCUCGCAUAUUAAAUGCUACUCUUGUUAUUCCGAAGCUGGACCAAAAGUCAUUUUGGAAAGAUUCUAGUAACUUUUCAGAGAUCUUUGAUGUUGAUCAGUUUAUAUCAUAUCUGUCAAAAGACGUUAAAAUCAUUAAGCAGCUCCCAAGAAAGGGAAAGAAAAAAAUUAGUAUGCCCACCAUGCGUGUUCCAAGGAAGUGUAGUGAAAGAUGCUAUCACAAUCGUGUAUUACCUGUUCUCUUGAAAAGGCAUGCUGUUCAGCUGACUAAGUUUGAUUACAGACUCGCAAACAAGUUGGAUACAGAUUUGCAAAAGUUGAGAUGUAGAGUUAACUACCAUGCUCUAAAAUUUACUGAUCCAAUACUUGAAAUGGGUGAAAAAUUGGUCCAUCGAAUGAGAUUGAAAAGCAAACAUUAUAUUGCAUUGCAUCUGAGGUUUGAACCUGAUAUGCUUGCAUUCUCAGGAUGUUAUUAUGGUGGAGGAGACAAGGAAAAGAAAGAGCUGGGUGCAAUACGAAGGAGGUGGAAAACUUUACAUAUUAGUAAUCCUGAUAAGGAAAGGAGGCAUGGAAAAUGUCCACUCACACCAGAAGAAGUAGGUCUGAUGCUGAGAGCACUGGGAUAUGGCAGUGAUGUCCAUAUUUAUGUGGCAUCUGGGGAAGUUUAUGGAGGGGAAGAGACAUUGGCACCCCUAAAAGCACUGUUCCCUAAUUUCUAUUCAAAAGAGACUAUAGCCACCAAGGAGGAGUUGGAACCAUUUUCUUCAUUUUCUUCUCGCAUGGCUGCACUUGACUUUAUAGUUUGUGAUGAGAGUGAUGUAUUUGUUACCAACAACAAUGGUAAUAUGGCUAAAAUAUUAGCUGGAAGAAGGAGGUAUUUUGGACACAAGCCUACCAUUCGUCCAAAUGCUAAAAAACUAUAUCGAUUGUUCUUAAGCAAAAGUAACAUGACUUGGGAAGCAUUUGCCGCUGGAGUUCGUACUAAUCAGAGAGGUUUCAUGGGGGAGCCAAAUGAAGUGAGGCCAGGCAGGGGUGAGUUUCAUGAGAACCCAUCUACCUGCAUAUGUGAAGAUUCUCAGGCCAAGGCAAAGAAAGAUUCAGGACCGAGAAAAUAUGGCAAGGGUUAUGAUGCCCCAAGAAAAGAUGAUGUAAUAAUUGAUGAUCAGAACGCUGAUGAUGAGCCAGAAUGGCCUGAUACGGAUGAUUAUGAUCUGAAUGUGUCCCUAGAGAAGGGUCUCUUCAAUGGAACUGUUUUGGAUUAUGAUGGAGCAUCCUCUGAUUAUGGUGAAUUGGAAGAGAUGCUAUCAGACUAACUAAGCUAUUUCUAACCAAUGCUUUAGGCCAAGACCUUUUGACCAUGGUGUGCAUAUAUGCCAUCCUGUACAUAAAACCAUGGGGAAAGAAAAGUGUAUUCCACAAUUUAGUCAUGACAGUGAGCUAUUUAUAAAAUUUCAACCUCAGGAGCACACUACUGGAAGUCGUUGGAUGGAAUGGAUCUCAAAUGUUGAAGAUGGAGACAUACAUGGGCUUUUAGUCUAUGCAGCAAAACAGGCACAAGGAAGAUGCAAGAAGGGGGAAGAAUGGGUGCUGGAGUCGAGAAUUAUUUUUUGAAGGUUUGCUAGAUAAAUCAAAUUAUUGAACUGCUUAUUGCUUUUAACAAGGGAAAUCGUUGUUUAUGGAUCCUAGUCAUUUCCAAAUGGGAAAGAGUUGAUGUAGCUUUGUUCUCUCGUUUUUCCUUGUUAAUUUUCUUUUCCUUUUUUGGUCAUAUUAUCUUCUUAGGUGAUGGAAAUUACAUCAUCUCCUUCUCAUGUCAAUCUAGGCUGUUGGUUCCUUGUAUGAAGAGAGGGGCAGUCAUUGAAGGAGGCUGUAAACUAUGUAAAAAUGUAAAAUCACGUCAAGUAUUUUUGAAAGAGAUUAAUCAAGCUUGAGUUCAGAUGCAAUUGACUUUUGUGGUCUAUUGUUGUAUAUAUUAUAUUUUGCUUUAGUCUUUAA
Messenger RNA from Quercus lobata, 2619 nucleotides. RefSeq names its product O-fucosyltransferase family protein. Lineage: Eukaryota; Viridiplantae; Streptophyta; Magnoliopsida; Fagales; Fagaceae. The record is from RefSeq and is a predicted model, not a curated record. The coding region runs from base 213 to 1940 and encodes 575 amino acids. The transcript is spliced from 10 exons.